AUGAAAUGGAGCGCAAGCUUCGCUGGGUGAGCGGGGAACUACCCGAACCGCCCCCUCCCCCCAAACUCUCGCCGCGGGUCUUGACUCCGAGAGAGAUAAACAUAUUAGAGGAAAGGAUCGACUUCAUCGAAUCAGAAAUCCAGGAGAUAACAAAGAACGCCCAAAAUUUGAAGACGGAUUAUCUCGCUUUGAUCGAACUGAAAUUGCUUAUUGAAAAAACACAGACAUUUUUCCAAGACCACAGCGCGCAUAGAAAGAUAUCAGCGUCAGUACAAAUUUAUAAUAACGAAGGCGCAUUAGGACAUUUGGGUUUCAUUGCCGGUGUUGUGACGACGUCGAGGGUGCCUUCCUUUGAAAGAAUGCUAUGGAGGAUAUCGCAUGGAAAUAUUUUCUUCAAGCAAGCCCAAAUCGAUGAGCCACUGAAAGACCCUGUUACGGGUCAUGAACUGCAAAAGACUGUCUUCGUAGUAUUCUUCCACGGAGAACAAAUAAAGCUCAGGGUCAAAAAGGUGUGCAACGGUUUUCAAGCGACCCUGUAUCCCUGUCCAGCGACCUACAAGGAGCAACAAGAUAUGCUUGCUGGAAUAGAGACGAGAAUUAAAGAUUUGGAAAUGGUAUUAGAACAAACAGAACAGCACCGUAGAUUGGUUCUGGCGAACAUAGCGAGAGAUAUAAGCACGUGGAUGGUCGCGGUCAGGAAGGAGAAAGCCAUAUACCACAACCUAAAUAUGUUUAGUAUGGACAUCGUGAAAAAGUGUCUGAUAGCCGAGUGCUGGGUCCCUCGCUGUGAUUUACAUAUCCUACAAAAGGCUUUGGAUAAUGGUGUGAAGGCAAGCGGAAGUCCGAUCCCAUCGAUUCUCCAUCACGUACCAACGUUGGAAAUUCCACCAACCUAUAAUAGAACUAACAAGUUCACUCGAGGCUUCCAAACUCUUAUUGAUUCCUAUGGAAUCGCUAGCUACAGAGAGGUUAAUCCUGCGUUGUAUACAAUAAUAACAUUCCCGUUUCUAUUCGCCGUCAUGUUCGGAGACAUGGGACACGGGCUCAUUAUGACAAUAUUCGGCGCUGUCCUAAUUAUCAAUGAAAAGAACUUCCUAAAAAACAAAACGGAUAACGAAAUAUGGAAUAUAUUUUUCGGUGGUCGAUACAUUAUACUCCUGAUGGGACUGUUCUCUGUCUACACUGGCCUAAUAUACAAUGAUAUAUUUUCAAAGUCGCUUAAUAUAUUUGGUAGUAGUUGGCAGAAUGUAUACGAUGAGGGUACUUUGAGAAAUCGUAGCCUAUUCGAUUUGGACCCGAAAGAUUCUUAUAUGAAGAUACCAUAUCCUCUUGGAAUUGAUCCUGCGUGGCAAUUUGCCAAAAACAGCAUAAUAUUUCUGAACUCGUUCAAGAUGAAGCUGUCGAUAAUAUUCGGCGUGAUACACAUGGCGUUCGGGGUAACAUUGAGUGUGGUAAACUUCAACUUCUUCAAAAGAGCGGAAAUGAUUUUCUUGCAGUACAUACCGCAGAUAUUGUUUCUGUUGCUCCUGUUUUGGUACUUGUGUAUACUGAUGUUUAUGAAGUGGAUUAUGUAUUCGGCGGAUGCGACAGAUGAAGCCCUAGGUACAUAUUGCGCUCCAUCAGUACUGAUAAUAUUCAUAAACAUGAUGUUGCUGAAGGAGUCAACAGCGAAGGAGCCCUGUAAGCCCUUUAUGUAUGACGGACAAGAUAUUGUACAGAAGACCUUCCUAGCCAUCGCCUUCCUGUGCAUACCGAUAAUGUUGUUCGGUAAACCUGUUUAUCAAAUGAUGAUGGCGAAAAGACAAAAGCAAUACAGACAUGGCGUAGAGAGUGGUGAAGUAGUAAAGCAAGAGAGUCAAGAGGACGGUAUGGGUGAGAUAUUGAUCACGCAAGCCAUACACACCAUAGAGUACGUCCUGGGAGCUGUGUCGCACACGGCUUCGUAUCUGCGUCUAUGGGCCUUGUCUUUGGCUCAUGCUCAAUUAUCGGCAGUAUUAUGGCAAAGGUUGCUUACGAUGGGUUUGACCGGAGGUUCCGCGGUGAACGCUAUAGUGCUGUAUGUGAUAUUCGCCGUGUGGGCGUUCUUCACACUCGCGAUAUUGGUGCUUAUGGAGGGGUUGUCUGCGUUUUUGCAUACACUGCGCUUACAUUGGGUGGAAUUUAUGAGUAAAUUCUACGAAGGACACGGGUAUGCUUUUUUACCAUUCUCAUUUUCCGCGAUCCUCGAAGAUGAUAUUGACGUUAAGGAAAAGCCCAAUGGAGGACCACCCGAGUGACAUUGUCUUUAUCCGGGGAAAUUACAACCUUAUGACUAUAAAAACAGAUUAGAAGUGAGACGAAUUUGGCAUACAGACCCGAUCUCUUGAAAAAUCAAAAUGCCUUACAAAAUUAGACAUAUUUUUCUAGUGGACUUAGUGUAAUGUUUUACGAAAGAUUUUAGUUCGAAAUUAUUUUAAACAAAUGGCCUUUAUUAAGUAGCUAGUUAUUCACAAACGGACUUUUUCAUGUUAUGUGAGAGAUAAUGUUUUAGCAAAUUUGAACUUUUUAGGACUUUAUUGUUGACACGAAAUUUAAACCCGAAUGCUUGCUGUUUACACUUUAAUACAUUUACGCAAUUUGUUGAAAUAAUUUUAACUAUUAUUAGGAGAUAAUGCUAUAAAUAUCCACUAACAUAUAUAGCCUUAUAUCGUGUAACAUUUGGUAAAAAUCCUAUGGUUCUUAAACGGUCCUUAGUCUAUGACUACUAAUAGUAAUAUUUAUAGUAUAUAUAGUACUAUCUUAAACUAGGUACUUUUUUGUGCCAUAAUUGUUAAAACAUCGAUUAUAAAUCGAAUAGUUUAAAAUACGCAACGCUUUUUGCGAUUUUUA
Melitaea cinxia (Glanville fritillary) is the source of this 2868-nucleotide messenger RNA. Its product is annotated as V-type proton ATPase 116 kDa subunit a1-like. The record is from RefSeq and is a predicted model, not a curated record. Lineage: Eukaryota; Metazoa; Arthropoda; Insecta; Lepidoptera; Nymphalidae. Gene Ontology annotation, molecular function: ATPase binding; proton-transporting ATPase activity, rotational mechanism. Bases 6 to 2276 code for a protein of 756 amino acids. The transcript is spliced from 12 exons. Gene Ontology annotation, biological process: vacuolar acidification; proton transmembrane transport. Gene Ontology annotation, cellular component: vacuolar proton-transporting V-type ATPase complex; vacuolar proton-transporting V-type ATPase, V0 domain; plasma membrane.